AUGGGACAAAUCUCAGCAUUCUGGGGUAAAGAAUUUGUGCAAUUUCUCAGGAAUUAUCAAAACUCAAUUAAAAAUAAAAACAUGUGUGCCCCAUGCAAAAUGGAAAAAGUGCCCCAGGAUUUUUAUGAGUCUCCAGACUGGGUCAGCCUGAACCACCUGUUGGACUACCUGAGGCUCAACAUGCCUUUGACAAACCUAGCCAUCUACAUCCAGAAACUUGUGUCACAGCUGGAAGAGCAGGAGUCCAAGAACACAAUGCCUGAAGCAGAUGAGGAGAGACUGCAUCUGGGACCAACUUCUGUGGCAGGGCCAUGGGGAGAUCUCACACCCCGAGAGGACACUGAGCUCAUGGACCCAGCAGUUAGGGAACCAACUGUGCCAGAAGCCGGACCAGUGCAGCUUCUGACUUUAGAUCAGCCUCUGCCCACAUCAGCUGAUACACGGUCACCUCUAGAUGUGGCUGCAGAUGUUCCAGCUGCCAGGCAGUGA
Molecule: messenger RNA, 489 nt
Organism: Peromyscus eremicus (cactus mouse)
Lineage: Eukaryota; Metazoa; Chordata; Mammalia; Rodentia; Cricetidae
Product: ral guanine nucleotide dissociation stimulator-like
Exons: 4
Coding region: 1-489 (162 amino acids)
Source: RefSeq, a predicted model, not a curated record